Messenger RNA from Sinocyclocheilus rhinocerous, 2053 nucleotides. It is a transcript of the gene rpap3, whose product is annotated as RNA polymerase II associated protein 3. Gene Ontology annotation, cellular component: protein folding chaperone complex. Gene Ontology annotation, molecular function: protein binding. Bases 125 to 1738 code for a protein of 537 amino acids. Lineage: Eukaryota; Metazoa; Chordata; Actinopteri; Cypriniformes; Cyprinidae. The record is from RefSeq and is a predicted model, not a curated record. The transcript has 16 exons.
GACGUAGUUCACGCAUGCGCGCAGAUGUGUUCGUGCUGUCAUGGCGCUGAACGCAAACUACUGAUCCAGAGCUCUUCUUCAUCAUCGCUACAGGGAGUCUGAUGCCGUCUAGAAGAGCACAGUGAUGUCGGGAAAUAAAGCGGUGGAGCUGCAGACACAGAUGCGACAGAACGCAGAAGAUCUGCAGAACUUCAUGAAGGAGCUGAACAACUGGGAGGAAGAAAUCAAGAAGAAAGACCAGCAGCUUCGCGCCGGAAACAUCAGCGAACCGCCGAAGACUCUCCCGCCGGUGAGGAACAACGAUUAUAAGAAGACGAAGAAGAGUGUGAAGCGCCAGACUAACGGCCUGAAGGAGCAAAAGGAGACGCAGCGCAUAAAAUCCUACGAUUAUCAGGCCUGGGACAAAUUUGAUGUGGAUAAGUCUCUGGAGGCCAUGGACGCGGAGGAGAGCCCGGUCCACUCCAACGAGUCGGACUCUGAAGGGCUUCAGGUGGACAGAGAUCUGGCGCUGACCGAGAAAGAGAAGGGGAAUGAGUGCUUCAGGGACGGCCGGUACGACAGCGCCAUCGAGUGUUACACCAGAGGAAUGGACGCCGAUCCGUACAGCCCUGUCCUACCCACCAACAGAGCGGCCUGCUUCUUCAGACUGAACAAGUUCGCCGUGGCGGAGUCCGACUGUAAUUUGGCCAUCGCUCUGGACGGGAAAUACGUCAAAGCGUACAUCAGGAGAGCGGCGGCACGCGCGGCGCUCAACAAACACCAGGACGCUCUCGAAGAUUAUGAGAUGGUUCUCGAACUGGAUCCUGGAAGCUCGGAGGCCCAGAGUGAGAUCCAGAAGCUGCAGCAGGUGCUGGGAUCGAGCGGACGGACGGAGGAGAAGAGCGAGAGCGAUGCAGAGCCGUUACAGCAGCUGCAGGAACAGCAGAGGAAACAGGAAGCAGUCGUGCAGAAGGACAGAGGAAAUGCUUACUUUAAAGAAGGCAAGUAUGAGGCAGCGGUGGAGUGUUACUCCAGAGGAAUGGAGGCGGAUGGGACGAACGCACUGCUGCCUGCUAACAGAGCCAUGGCCUACCUCAAACUCCACAGCUCCGGUGUUGCCAUGGAGACAGAAACCGGGAGUGAUUCAGAGGUGAGGAGCAGCGGUCUUCUGGCUCCAGAGGAGAACAAACAGAGAAGCAUCCAGCCCAUCCACAAACCUGAACACCUCAGAUCCACUAAACCCUUGAGGAGGCUUGACAUCCAGGAGGUGGGUGCAGAGAUCUCACCGUCCACGUCUUCACCGCAUCCCAAGAUCCAGAAGAUAGAGGAGAUCUCAGACGCUCCUGUAUCCAGGGCCCCUGAAGAUUCAUCUGCAGAUGCUGAAUCGAUUCCUCCUCCACCCAGCAGCAGUUUCCAGCUGGAGGCCGACCUCAGGAAGAUCAGCCGUCACCCACAAUCCACUUACAGAUAUCUGAAGCAAAUCAGUCCUGACGCUUAUCUGAAGAUCUUCCAGAACUCUCUGGAGCCUGAUGUUCUCAACCACAUCCUCAAGACCUUCCACAGCUUCUUUCAACAUGAAGAUGCGUCUCUUCUGCUGGCCGUCCUGAGGAGCCUGGCGAGCGUGAGGAGGUUUGACGUGACCGUCAUGUUCAUGUCGUCCGCCGAGAAGAAACUCUUACAGGAGCUGUUUGACUGGAUUCACAGCGCAGGUCUGGGAGACGCUUCUGUUCAAGGCUUACAGAAGAAAUACGGCCUUUGACCUCUACAGAAAUCUCUCUUGUUCAGAUUUCUACAGUCAUUCUGACACUGGACUGAAAACUCAGUAUGAGGUGAAACCGAACCAGAAGCAAAACAGCUUCAGUGUGAAUGAAUCAGAUGCUCUGAUACCUCAGAAUGGACGCUUGGUGCCUUUAAACUCUGCUUUAUUUGGUUCCGGCAUGUGUGCAUGAGAUGAUAUUAUUAUACGAGUCCAUCUAAAACGUCCGCUGUCGCUUCAUGUGUCUCGGUGUUAUUCUUCAGAAUCUGCUUCUGUAGUUCUGAAUGCUGCAGUAUUAAAGUCAACAUGAAAUCCAAA